CUUCUUUAACAAUUUGACAGAACAAUUUAAAACUCUUCCUUGAACUGCUUCUUUAGCAGAAGGCUAGGGGAUAUAUGUGUAGGAUUAAUUUUUGAGGACAUGCUAUAGAAAGAACGCAUUGCAGUUGUGGAUAGUCUUCAGACCUAAUCUGCAUUGACUUCUUUUUCCCAGCACACAAGCAACUUUGACAUUGCCUCAUCAUCAUCCCUAAAAGCAGAGCCAGUCUGCCACUGCUUCUUGCCUGAGAAAACAACUUUCCUGGAGAAGACCCCGGGUCUCAUGAACGGAUCAACGGAUCUCGGGAACGGCAACAUUCUGGACCCAGUCCUGCGGUUCAGGAAGGGACAUGUGCCCGAUGUUGUUGGGCAGAAACAUGAUGAUAGCGACCAAUCUAGUGAGCUGGGGCACCUCUUAGUGAAGCCGCUGACAUCUUCUGACCUGGAGAAGAGUUCCAACGAUGCCAAGGAUAAUGAUACAGCACAGGAAGAUGAAAGAUUUAUGGGGAUGCUGCCUCUCCUCCAAGCCCACCAUGCCAUGGAAAAAAUGGAAGAGUUUGUGUGUAAGGUGUGGGAGGGCAGAUGGCGUGUCAUCCCCCAUGAUGUCUUGCCUGAUUGGCUAAAGGACAAUGACUACCUGUUGCAUGGACACCGACCUCCCAUGCCCUCUUUCCGGGCCUGCUUCAAAAGCAUUUUCAGAAUACACACUGAGACCGGCAACAUCUGGACACAUCUACUAGGUUGUGUGUUCUUCCUGUGUCUGGGGAUAUUCUACAUGUUCCGGCCAAACAUGUCCUUUGUAGCACCUGUGCAGGAGAAGGUGGUGGUUGGAAUGUUCUUUUUGGGAGCCAUUCUCUGCCUCUCCUUCUCGUGGCUCUUCCAUACAGUUUACUGCCAUUCAGAAGGUGUGUCAAGGCUCUUCUCCAAGUUGGACUACUCUGGCAUUGCCCUUCUCAUUAUGGGCAGCUUUGUUCCUUGGCUCUACUACUCUUUCUAUUGCAAUCCUCAGCCGUGUUUCAUCUACUUGAUCGUGAUCUGUGUCCUGGGCAUUGCAGCCAUUAUAGUUUCCCAGUGGGACAGAUUUGCAACUCCUCAGUACAGAGGAGUAAGAGCAGGAGUGUUUCUGGGUCUGGGCCUUAGUGGGGUCAUCCCGACGCUGCACUUUGUUAUCUCAGAAGGGCUCCUCAAGGCUGCCACAAUGGGGCAGAUUGGCUGGCUGGUCCUCAUGGCUUGCUUGUACAUCACUGGUGCUGCACUGUAUGCUGCUCGCAUCCCAGAGAGGUUCUUCCCGGGAAAGUGUGACAUCUGGUUCCACUCCCACCAGCUGUUCCACGUGUUCGUAGUGGCUGGUGCCUUUGCACAUUUCCAUGGCGUUUCAAACCUUCAGGAGUUCCGCUUCACACUUGGAGGAGGCUGUUCGGAGAAUGAGAUGCAGUGAAAGCGGCCAGGCACCAAGGACUGUAGCCAAAAGAGAACCAUGGGAGCAGCCAGGAGUUAACCAGGCAGCUGGUGUGAGCAUCAGUGCCCACAUCUCACCUGUGGUGGUGUGGAAGCUUCAUGGGGAUUCUAACUAAAAUGCAGAAGAAAAAUUCAUACCUCAAGCAUUGGAGUGAAUCAAUUUUGUGAAGACCCAGAAGUUCUUAAACCCUAACUUAUUCCUGGGAUCUACAGAUUAAGCUAAAGAAAGCCCUUUCUUAAUCGGCUUCUGUUCAAUUGCCAUAUUUAUUUGUAGAAAAUAAGAGGGGUUGUGAUGGAGAGGUGGCUUGGCAAUUUUUUCUUUUUUAAAAAAAAUCUAGUUUAAGAUUUGUAUCUUGUUCAGGUAAGUUGAUUUUAGAUGCUCUUUUGAGAGAGAAAAAUGUAAAUAAGAUUUCUAACUUUCUGUUUAAUUAAAAAGUUUAUAUAAAUGUUUUAAAAUGGGGAGGGGAGGGGUUUUGUAUAGAAUGCAACAUGCAAGUACCACACACUGUUUCAAUUUUGCACGAAUUCUGUCACGUGCAAGAGGGCCAGGUGAAACCCCUGGGGAGUCAAGCAUCUGAGUUCUACAGGUUCUUCCUAAUGCUUGUGUACACUGGAUGGUACCCCCCCUCCCCCAAUAAGCCCCCUUGUGCACAAGGGUUGAGAGCAUUGAGAUGCUUGCAACUUAAUCAGGAUGCCAUUCAGGCCUCUGUGUGUUCAGGUGGUAAAGGAAGAAGGUACUGUGCGCAGCUGAGCUCCGCAACUUUUACAGAUCAUACUUUCUGGGCACUCUGUCCUUUUAUGGAUACUUCCUAAUGGCUUUGUUUCAGCAGCUUUUUGGAAUUUGGUGGCUUAAAGGCACAACAUAGUAUAUCCCCUGUCUUCUGGGGUCUCCUUUCAGAGUUUUGCCAUUCUGUUAGGUCUGCUAUCCUCCUUUAAUUAAAUGCACUUGUUAGUGUUGGACAUCUUUUGUAUUGUAGGUAAUCCAGUAAAUAGGAAUGGACACACUGGGAGGAGAAGGUUAGGUGGAGGUGGUGGCUCCAAUGCUAUGCUUGAGGGAAGGAGAUUUGCAGUCUACUUUGCUGAUCUCUUCGGGAUUAUUUAGUGUGCUGCUGAACCACAGGAGUGCAAAGGUUGCCUGUAUUAAGUCUGCUGAGCUGCAGUGUAACAUUGCCAUUUCUUCACUUCCUUCUGGUAUCCAGGAUAAUAUACUUGGAUCCAUUAUGGCUUUUCCAGCCCUCAUUAAAAUGGUGUUUGGAUCCAAGGAAGCUUGUCAGAUUUCAACUCUGCACUGGGCACUGCCUUUCCUUAUUUUCCACAUACUGUUUAUAUAGGUUUUUGUCCCAGAUAGCGUAACAGCAUGGCAUAGUGGUACAUUUCAGUGGUUUCUUUGAAUGGUGGACUACCACGUCCUGAAAUAUUUCAGAGAUUAUCAUGAAGAGAAACUUAAUUCUUCUGUGUUUUGCCCAUCUUCCCCCCCCCCCGUUUUUUUUAUUUUUUAGGGAUGAGGGAUUGACUUUUGUACCUUUAACCCUGCAAACAGAAUUGAAGUGUUUAGACCUACAAGAGGUGCUUAACUGGUGCUUGUAGGCAACAUAAGAGUAUUUUUUUGUUUUGAAAAGGAUCACAACACUGAAUGCAGCUAAGACAGAUUGGCAGCCUAAUGUUUUGAUCCCAAACUUAAGACAACAGUAUUAAUCUGAAGCCCUGUAAUGCACUGGAAAGUCUGAUGCUGAUUUUAAACCUCAGUGGUGUAUCUAGCCACCUGGCAGGAGGUGGGUUUCCUAAUGAGGGCAAGUGGCGGGGUGUAUCAGACCCAGACCUACCUGUCUGAAAAGCACUUUUGGGAGUACUUUUGUAUCUGUACCAGCAGAAGCUGCAUCUCCCCAUUUUGGAUCAUCUCAUGCUUGCUUCCCAGAAAGGGGCUUAUUCAACCUGGUCUGACCUGUACAGAAAAACAACGCUUCACUUGCUGUUCUUAUCCCCUCUUGGUCUUGUUUUAGGACAUCUUGUGUCCCAAUAAGAUACCGCUUAGCUGUGCACUUUUUCUGUGUGCUUGCUGAGACUUCUUCCCAGGUUGGCACCUGAAUGCCUUACUCUCAGCAAUCGGAGGUUUGCUUGCUUUCUCUUUUUCUCUGUGUGUGCAGGUUUUCAGCAUAGUAUAGAUUCUGCAGCUUCUCCCCCCCCCCCCCCAUUAACUAGUGGCCUUGUUCAGUUUUUUUAAAUGCUUACUGUUGGAGGCAACAAAGCACAUCUUGAACUUUGAAGUUGGGGUCUCUGGGCAACGGGAUCUCAUUACUUGAUGUAUUCUGAACUUCUAAUAAAAACAAAAUACCAUGCA
Messenger RNA from Eublepharis macularius, 3792 nucleotides. RefSeq names its product adiponectin receptor 2 (gene ADIPOR2). The transcript is spliced from 8 exons. Gene Ontology annotation, molecular function: signaling receptor activity. Gene Ontology annotation, biological process: adiponectin-activated signaling pathway. Gene Ontology annotation, cellular component: plasma membrane. Lineage: Eukaryota; Metazoa; Chordata; Lepidosauria; Squamata; Eublepharidae. The coding region runs from base 280 to 1434 and encodes 384 amino acids. The record is from RefSeq and is a predicted model, not a curated record.